This is a messenger RNA of Oreochromis niloticus (Nile tilapia), 3293 nucleotides long. RefSeq names its product zinc finger protein 385A. NCBI's taxonomy places the organism in Eukaryota, Metazoa, Chordata, Actinopteri, Cichliformes, Cichlidae. The transcript has 8 exons. Gene Ontology annotation, molecular function: zinc ion binding; nucleic acid binding. The record is from RefSeq and is a predicted model, not a curated record. The coding region runs from base 480 to 1769 and encodes 429 amino acids. Gene Ontology annotation, cellular component: nucleus.
UAUUAGGUUCCCCCGUCCUAAGAAGCAGAAUUAGCCACUGGAAUCUUGUGCACUUGUUUCCUUCACUCCCGGCAAAGCGGUGACAGCAUGAAAGGAAAACACAGAGAAAAUACAGACAGACACAGAGUAUUACAGGCUUUUUGAAACGAAGAGGAUAAAGAGAGCGAGAGAACGGAAGAUGAAGAAGCUGAACAUCAAGAUGCUUGUCGUUUGAUGCAGCCACACUGUGGGCAUGUGGCUGCCUGCACCGAGCAUUUCCUUCUUCACUCCCCAGCUGACUGGUGCCAGUUCUGCGCUCACGACGCUGAGUGUUUAUUUAUUUAUAUUUCUACAAUAAUGUGAGCGUACUUUUUUUUAUUCCACUCAAAGAGGACGGUAUCUCUGUGGUACUUUACGCUGGCUGACACACUGACCUCCGGACUCUCUACUGGUCAAAGGAGCUGGAUCGCAUUGAGCAUCGCGAAGCGCAGAAGCAACCAAUGUGGGGCUCAGGAGGUGUAAACCGCCCAGGGCCUGUCCCGGCCUUCCUCAGGAGCCCACCUGUCAUCCCACCUCCACUGGAUAUGAAGCCGUUCCUCCAGUUCCCCCUGGAAUCGCCUCACCCAGCCAGCAUCGGCCUCUUCCACAACUUUAACACAAUGGACCCUGUCCAAAAGGCUGUGAUGACGCACACCUUUGGGCCACCUAUGAUGAAGACAAAGCGGCCAAUCAUCUCCUGCAACGUCUGUCAAAUACGCUUCAACUCAGAGAGCCAGGCAGAAGCCCACUAUAAAGGGAACCGUCAUGCUCGAAGGGUGAAGGGUAUCGAGACUUCCAAAACAACCCGUCUCCAGGAUGGUGACAAGCAACACCAUCCCCCUCCUGCUUCACCCUCCCCACCAGGCCCUUUACCAUCCAGCCCUGAGCCUGAUCCUAACAAUAAUAAACAGGAUGACAAUCAGUCCUGUCCCAACUCUAAAGAGUCACCGUCAACCCCUAGCUGCCUUCCUACUUCCACACCAAGCUCAGCAGAUACAGAGUGCCCCCUCUUGCCUUCUGUCAACACGCCUUUGCCACCGUCUCCUUCCCCUUCUGCAGCCCUCAGUACACCCUCUGUGGAUUCAGCAGCACCAGCAGCAGCUGGUCUUCCUGACACCCCGUCCCCAGCACCCAGCCCAUCUUCAGGAGAGUCGGAGGAAGAGAAAGCCAAAAAGCUUCUCUACUGCUCCCUUUGCAAAGUGGCUGUUAAUUCCCUCUCACAACUGGAGGCACACAACAAAGGUACCAAACACAAAACUAUUCUGGAGGCUCGAAGUGGACUGGGACCGAUUAAAGCUUACCCACGCUUGGGUCCUAAACCCAGCCCUGAGCAGGGAGGGGAGCUCUCCUCUGACCCUAACACUCAGGAACGCACCUUCCACUGUGAGAUCUGCAACGUCAGAGUCAACUCUGAGCUGCAGCUUAAACAGCAUAUAUCUAGCCGGAGGCACCGCGAUGGAGUCGCAGGGAAACCUAAUCCUCUUCUCAGUCGGCACAAGAAGCGCACAGACUUUAUGGAACUUCCAAAAACCCUAGGGGCUGGACUUUUACCAAAUCCUCUGGCUGUUGCUGCAGCAAUGGCAGCAGCAGCGUCCUCAAAUCAGCUGGCACUACGUCCUCCCGGCCCAGCCUCCCAUCCUCAUCCUCACCCCCAUCACCACCUCCUACAGGGAACACCCCUCAGCCUGCUGAGGCCAGCCCCAGGACCCAUCCGCACCACACAUGGGCCAAUCCUCUUCACUCCUUAUUAAUGCUGAAAGAGCGAGGACAAAUCAGGAAGAAGCACACUGUGAAUCGGAGGCCGGUAACCACGUGCCAUCAAGAGCCAAACCAGCUGGUGUUUCUCCAGCUGGUUUUUCAGGAUGAUAAAAACAUGAACAUGGCUCUUAAUGGCGCAUUGUGUAGCGAUAUACGUUUCCAUCCUCUCCAGUUUCCAUCAAGCAUGGACUUCUUUGAGCAUCCUCCAGUCUGCAGCUGACUAAAUACCUGCAUCUGUCAUAAGAUCCACUACAUUGGACUGAAAACCCUACCUCUCUUAAGUUUAUGGUUCAUCUGCAAGGAUUCAUUACAUAUCCAAACGUUAACAAACAUGCCCGCUGCAGUUAGGUGUAGUAGUUGCCUCUGAUGUUAGCUGGUAUCCAUACUGUAGCUGUAAGAGUAUAGUGGAUUGUACCACUGUAAUUUUUUCUAUUUUUAUUUUUUGCUUUUGUAGCCUAUGAAGAGAAGAAGGUGCCCACAGUGAUGAUACAAUGUCUGCAGUUUCUGGCAAACAUUUUCACAGCUGGCUUUUGUCUGUAUUGUGUCAGGUUUACAGAAAUAAGGGGUGAUAAGAAGAACAGGAAAUACAUAGUUGUUACAGGAAGUCUUAAAGCAGAAGUGAGUAUUAAGUAAUGGUAAUCAUAGAUCAUUGGCUACCGAUGCACUAUGCAGCUCUUGGUGUUUAUUCUUAGGGUUCUAAGAGGAACCACAAGUUUAGACAUUAUAAGAAACAGAGAACAAGAGGAAAUACCCGUGCUAACUCUGUUAAAUCCCCUAAACUGUUUUUCUGAUGAUCUUCUGAUUAUCCCCAAGUCAUCACAGAUCGUGUACAUAAAAGUCUCACAAAGCACACAAGCGGUGAGAAAUAUAAGUGAAAAUGUCUUCAUUAUUUUAUCAUCUACACAACACUGUGGAAAACAGAAAAUUUUCAGUGUCUUAAUGGACUGACUUUCACAAGCCGAGCACAGCAGGACAGUCGUUGACUCAUGGCUUCUAUUGCAGUUUGUGCACAUUAAAAAGACUGCAUUUCACCACUAUCUGAAUGAAGUGGAAACAGUGUGAUGAAAGACACCAGCAUUGAAGCAAAAAGGACCACAUGCACAGAUGGGAAGUUGUAUGCAAAAAAAAACUUUUUUGACAGUGUUACAGGUUUGUGUUGGGAUAAAAAUGUUUUGUUUGUCUGCUCUGCCUCGUGUGCUCCAAUCUGCAUCACCCAAAGUAUCCCAGUGAAAACUGUUGGCUUGCGAAACUUUAGAGGGAAGCUUUAGGAAAUGGAAACUGUAGCAAUACUUUAAGCACUCCUGCUAACUUUUCUUGUCAACUGCAAUAAAAAAUGUCUUCAAAUGUGAUAAAUGUUAUUUAGGAUUAGGGUACUGAAACGUUGCUGUAAACGUAGAUUAAUAAAAAAUAAUAAUAAAUGGUUCAAGUCUGGGAUUCCUAAAUGUUAAAUCUAAGUAAAAUUAUAUAUAUUAAAAAAAUCAUUAAACUGAAUUUAUGGUUAUAACAAGUGGUGACUG